ACCGCGCGCACACACACGCACAAGAGGGUGCAGAACCAGAAGAGGGAGAAAACAAACAACUCCAUCCGCACAACUGCACUUUUAGAUCAUAAACCACCGGGAAUUACCAGGAGAGAGAGGAAAAGAUGGGCUAUGGAACUUGCUCCAGUUGACUAGGCAGAAGGCUAUCUGGGAGUCCUGACUGCGGUGCUGAAGUAUGGCUUUGUUGUUCUCUUGGAUGUGCAUCACUAUCUGUGUAGACAAGGCGCUGGGGAGCCAGACUGAUGAAGGGAAACUGUACUCUGAAAACAUCACCCGAAUUCUGGAUAAGUUGUUGGAUGGAUAUGACAACAGGCUCCGACCUGGAUUUGGAGGUGCUGUUACAGAAGUCAAAACGGAUAUCUAUGUGACCAGCUUCGGUCCUGUGUCAGACGUGGAGAUGGAAUACACAAUGGAUGUUUUCUUUCGGCAGACUUGGACUGAUGAGAGGUUGAAGUUUAGUGGGCCAACUGAAAUUCUUAGAUUGAACAAUUUAAUGGUCAGUAAGAUCUGGACACCAGACACCUUUUUUAGAAAUGGAAAAAAGUCAAUUGCUCAUAAUAUGACAACUCCUAACAAACUUUUCAGAAUUAUGCAGAAUGGAACUAUUCUCUAUACGAUGAGACUGACCAUUAAUGCUGAUUGUCCCAUGCGGCUGGUAAACUUCCCUAUGGAUGGGCAUGCUUGUCCAUUGAAGUUUGGGAGCUAUGCCUAUCCAAAAAGUGAAAUCAUUUACACAUGGAAAAAGGGACCUCUGUAUUCAGUAGAAGUACCACAAGAGUCUUCCAGUCUCCUCCAGUAUGAUCUUAUAGGACAAACAGUGUCUAGUGAAACAAUUAAAUCUAAUACAGGUGAAUACGUAAUAAUGACAGUUUAUUUCCACUUGCAAAGGAAGAUGGGCUACUUCAUGAUACAGAUUUAUACUCCCUGCAUUAUGACAGUCAUUCUUUCUCAGGUGUCUUUCUGGAUUAAUAAGGAAUCUGUUCCAGCUAGAACAGUUUUUGGGAUUACUACAGUUCUAACAAUGACCACUUUAAGCAUCAGUGCACGCCACUCUUUGCCCAAGGUGUCUUAUGCUACUGCCAUGGAUUGGUUCAUAGCUGUGUGCUUUGCCUUUGUCUUCUCUGCACUUAUCGAGUUUGCAGCUGUCAACUACUUUACCAAUCUUCAGACUCAGAGAGCAAUGAGGAAGGCAGCCCGGGCAGCAGCACUAGCAGCAGCACUAUCAGCAGCAACUGUACCGGCAGAGGACGAGAUUGUCUCGCAUUCUGAUUCCAAUUGUAACCUGAAGAAGCGAAUGAACUCCACAACCUCUCAGACGGACCAGUCCCCUGAAGCCAGCAUAAUGUCCAAUAGUGCAUCUCAAGGUCAACCGACAUCUAUUUCCCUGCCAGCCCCACCACUGCCACCACCACCACCACCAGCAAUUGGAGGCACUAGUAAAAUAGACCAGUAUUCCCGGAUCCUCUUUCCAGUGGCAUUUGCAGGAUUCAACCUGGUAUAUUGGGUUGUUUACCUUUCAAAAGACACUAUGGAAUUUUUUGAACCCACUGCAAUGCAUCUUCGGAAUGACUAUCAGCCCAACUGAUGUAUGCAACACAGGUUUGACAAAUCACUGACCGUCUUGUGGAGCUCAGUGACUUCAAAGGAUGAGUGUCUGUCUCUCUGCCUGCCCUAAAUGUAAAAUAUAACAUAUUUAUGUGGGACACCAUCUGGAAAUUUAGACUCUUGGCCACUUGAAGGGACAGUCUCUGUGCAAAGUUCUAAGGUGUUGAUUCAGAGUGCAAGCUCAAGUUCUUAUUUUGUUAAAUGGUUUAGGACUGAGAAUUAUACUUGUUCUAAUUCUAUUAUGAAUGUUUGAAGGUAAAUCUUGAAUCAAAAUUGAGAUUCCUUGUAACAUCUCCCUUAAGUACUUUUAAGGGUACUAAUGAAAACCUGAUUCUGAGCUAGCGUGAGUAGGCUCAGCUCCAUUGCAGUCAAUAGGGCUGUUGUCAAUUUACACCUAAUAUUUGUUGAGAUGUCCUGUCAAAGAGGGUUGAACCCUAUCAAUUUUUCAUGCUGAAUGCUGUAUAUUUGUUUGUAUCCUUGUUUUUAUCAUCUUGUUUAAAUGUAAAAUUUAAAUGAAGAUUCAUACACUAUAUAAAAAUAUAUGCCAAGGGGAAUGGAACAGGACUUGUAAAUCACUGCUUAUUAAUCUGAGCUGGUAAAUUAAGCUAUUGCACUUUAUCUUGCCUAUACACAGAUAAAGUACUACCAGCAAGUUUGGUGUCACUUUCAUCACCAUUAGAUUUGAAGGUACACCUCUACCCUGAUAUAAUGCGACCUGAUAUAACACAAAUUCGAAUAUAACGAAGUAAAGCAGCGCUCCGGUGGGGGAGGGUGUGUGUGCACUCCGGUGGAUCAAAGCAAGUUCAAUAUAACGCGGUUUCACCUAUAAUGCGGUAAGAUUUUUUGGCUCCCGAGGACAGCGUUAUAUCGGGGUAGAGGUGUAUUUACAAUUUGAUUCACACUCUUGUAACAAAGAAAGGUCUAGUCUUUGUUGUAGUAUUUAUGUUACAUAUUUCUUUGCUUUCUAACAUUUUAUUAUAUACCCACCCUUCAUCUCCAUUACCCUUGUUUAAGAAUGUAAUUGGAGAGAACUUACCCAAUGAAAUAAAACCUGAGCCUUCUUUCUAGCAAGCCCAGUGGAUAUUGGUAGGCAUUGAGAACAACAUGCAGUAGAAAUAAACUAAGAACUCCUACAUUUAUAUUAAAUUGUUGUUAAGCUAAAUGGAAUUAAAAUUAAUGGGAUGAUUAGGUGCUGCAGUGGUUCACAGAUCUAAGCAUUGCAAAGGAUUUCUUGUUUCAUCUAAACCAAACCUCUUUAGCACUCGGAGUUAAUAUUCAGGGACUAGAUUCGCAACUCUUGUAAGUUCUCAGUGCUUCACUGAAGUCACUUGAGCUAUGCCAAUUUACACCAUCUUAGGAUCUGGCUUUCGUUGUCUACUUUCCCCCUAUUUUAAAUUUAAUAUGUAUGUAGCUUCUCCUGGUCUGGCAACCAGACAGAACACACUAGGUCAGAUCCUCAGUUCAAUUUCAGUCUCCCUGCUCUCCACCUGCAUGUACUUUAUGUGGGUGGAGUAAGUUUCAUGCUCACUACACUUGGGCUAAUAUAAUAAUUGCAGCCUACACACAGAGAUGUCAUUAUAUGCAGUUUAUUUUAUUCCAGAGGCAACAGACUGGCAUGUUUGAAUGUACUUGUAAGUGUACUGAAUUAUUUCCCAUUUGCUCUGAAACCAGAAUUGUGAAAGCUUUCCCCAUUUUUAGUCUCCGUACAAUAUCUUUAUUAAACACGGACCCCUCCCCCCAACUUUGUAUUUUAUAAUUUGUAAAUAUAUUUUACUUGACAAAGAACAAACUAAACUCUGGGGGCCCAAAGGUUAUUUGUAUUUUAAAAUGGAUAUUUGGCUAGUGUAAAUAUAUUCAUUUUUGCUUUACAAACACAUGUAAUACACACACACACACACACACUGUGAAUAAUCUACAACAGUUUUCAAAAUAAUUUUGGACAGCUUUGUUUAUAAAAUAUAAAUGUAUAAAGGUGAAGGGAA
Malaclemys terrapin pileata is the source of this 3608-nucleotide messenger RNA. It is a transcript of the gene GABRA6, whose product is annotated as gamma-aminobutyric acid type A receptor subunit alpha6. Bases 197 to 1606 code for a protein of 469 amino acids. The transcript is spliced from 10 exons. Gene Ontology annotation, molecular function: inhibitory extracellular ligand-gated monoatomic ion channel activity; transmitter-gated monoatomic ion channel activity involved in regulation of postsynaptic membrane potential; GABA-A receptor activity. Gene Ontology annotation, cellular component: synapse; GABA-A receptor complex; postsynapse. Gene Ontology annotation, biological process: monoatomic ion transmembrane transport; nervous system process; synaptic transmission, GABAergic. NCBI's taxonomy places the organism in Eukaryota, Metazoa, Chordata, Testudines, Emydidae. The record is from RefSeq and is a predicted model, not a curated record.